GGGUGUCACUGGAGGUAGUAACAAGAGAAGGAGUGGAGGUGGUGGGUUGAGUAAUGUCGACAGUCUCAGUGUGAGCUGGUGUUCCACUACUACUGGUCUCUCCAUUGCUCUCUAUGUCAUACACUCUCACUGUGUACACCCCUGACUCCAGGUCCUCUGCCUUCCCCUCUGCACUGAGGGAGAGCCCCUCCUCGUUAGCACCAGACUCUCUCAUCACUGACAACAUCAUGACUGAGGUGUCGUCCUGGGAGACGAUGUGUACGGAGCAGCCCAGUGCUGGAGACCCGACUGCAAACUGGCAGUUGGCAAUGAUGGAGGUGGGAGUAAAGUCUAUCUCCACC
Geodia barretti is the source of this 341-nucleotide messenger RNA. The record is from the annotation of a GenBank genome assembly. NCBI's taxonomy places the organism in Eukaryota, Metazoa, Porifera, Demospongiae, Tetractinellida, Geodiidae.